CUAGAGCUGAUGCAGAUAUAUUGUAAGCUGCUGUAGGAGGAGUCCUGUCCGCUGUGGGCAGGGUUAGGGGUGUUUCAGGCAGGAAAUUGGAGGCAGGAGAAAGAUCACAUGAGAGAGCAGUUGACAGAUUAACACACAUUCUCUCUGGGGCUUCACUCCUAUACACCAAGUGCUAAAGUGCUACCAGAGCUGGUCAGAGGCUGAAGACAGACAGCAGGAACCUGGAAGCAUGAAUAUGUCACAUGAGCACCACAACCACGGCACCAUGGCACCGUCAACCACUGGUUCCCAUGGUGACCAUAACCAUGGUGAUAUGGAGCAUGGGAUGUCAAUGCAAAUGACUUUUUAUAUGGACUAUAAGAAUGUGGAGCUGCUGUUCGCUGGUCUCGUCAUCAACAGUCCAGGAGAGAUGGUGGGAGCGUGCAUCGCCGUGUUCCUGCUGGCUGUGUUCUACGAGGGGCUGAAGAUCGGACGGGAGUUCCUGCUGCGGCGGAGCCAGGUCAGCGUUCGCUACAAUUCCAUGCCAGUCCCUGGGCCCAAUGGCACCGUCCUGAUGGAGACGCACAAGACCGUGGGGCAGCGGAUGUUCAGCAUGCCCCACCUGCUCCAGACGGUGCUGCAUGUGAUCCAGGUGGUGGUCAGCUACUUUCUCAUGCUGAUCUUCAUGACCUACAAUGGCUUCCUGUGUAUUGCUGUGGCGGCAGGGGCCGGAACCGGGUACUUCCUGUUCAGCUGGAAGAAGGCUGUGGUGGUGGACAUUACUGAGCACUGUCACUAACUGACCCCUAAGCCCUGAGCCAACUCCUGACUGGACGUCCACCUCAAAGCCAGCCUUUGCCAAGACCCGCUGACCCUGUGACCUCCCUUCUCUGAUGUCCAGAGGUGGGAGCGGUCAGGUUGUCGCCACCCUCCUUAACGGUUGUCUCUCCUGAUGCGGCAGCAGUCGGUGUCCUGGCAGCUCAGAGGGAAGCGGUCUCCUGGGUCUCAUUCCUCUUCAAUACUUAAAAGACUUUAAUGAGCCAUUAUUCAAUUCAUUAGGCAAUUUGAAUACUUUCACCGCGUAUUACGUUUGAAAUUAAGUUAUUAUAUGAUUAUGUAUUCAGGAGUUUCCUGAAUUCAGGACAAGAUGGCGAGAACACAAAGCAGCUGGUGACAAUGAAGAACCUCUACCGACAGCCGUGCCUGUGAAACCGGAGCUCUGUGGGCCAUUUGGCGCCAGUACCGCCUCCUGUGGGUGUCCUUCCAGCAGGAGCCCCAUCAGGUCCGAUCUGAUCUGCCUGUAGCUGCCAGCGUGGGGAGAGCUGUGACUCAGCCGACAGUCCCACCUUAUUGGUCCUGCGCGUGUACAGUCCACCCUCACCUGGCAGUGUCCCCCCACACAUUUCUAAAUCCCUCCCCCACAGCCCAGCCGGAGCUCCAACCCCCAGCCAGGCUGAUACAGCUGGUUUCACCGGGUCACCAGCAAAUCAGCAGCCAUGAUGCAGCUGAACCAGGCUCCCUCGACUAGCAUUGUGCCUUAGCCUGAAGCCCACAGCAGCCUGUGCUGCUUAGCAACGGGAGUGUUCUGCGUUACUGCUAAGUGUUCUCGUUUCCUUUUAACACUUCACACUCAGCAGGCCAGCAGGUGCAGAACAGCCCAGGCUGCACAGUAGCCAGUCAGACUCCCAACCCAAGCCUGAGCUACUCCAGGGUGAGUUUCUAGUUACAUGAACUUUUACUGUAGCACGGAGUGCCUGUCGACGUCUCCAUCAGGAACCGUCUCUGAACCCCUCCAUGGCCACUGGGCUGCAGAAGCAUAUUAACUCCAGUACAUGAAGUAACGUGUAUUAAUCAGAGUUGCCGUCCCUCCAAAUGUUACUGCACUGUGGCCUAAUUUAAAUUUAAACCCAGAGCAGCCUUGCUGUGGCGACAAUCCAGGAUGAGUGAGUUGUGUUGCUCCCAGGGAGACCAGACUCGCCAAGACGUUUGGACCAGCAGGGGGCAGACAGUUCUGGCAUUCUGGGUCACUAGUUAGUGUCAACAGAGCUACACUCUGUCUCUACAGAUUCAAACUUUCAGCCUCAGAGGACACUCAGUCCAGGAGUUUCAAAAUCAAGCCGUUAACUGCAGCUGCCCCAGAGACAGGCAGCUGCUUCUAAAGGCAUCAGAGUGAAGUGCUGAGGCUGGAGCUGUUCAACCUUUAGCCCUAUACUCUGCUCUGGCCUGGCAGGCAGGGGGGCCUGCAAGUCUGGGGUUUGAGCAACACUCUCCAGGCUUAACUCUAGAGGACCAGCAGGCAAGGUGACUGUCAUAUUGUGCAGAUGAACUUAAGAUUCAUGUGUCACUUUAUUUUUAAUUUUUUUUUUAAUUGCCAUGUGCCGUUAAUUUUUAUUGUACCAAAAGCCUCGAUAUGAUGUGUGUUACCAAGGUGUGGAUUGUACCAGUUCUGGGGGCAAUACAGAGCAGGAAUCCGGAUUCCCACUGCACAGUUCAGCAGCUGCUGGCUCUUGUAUGUAAUCCAGCACACAAGAAACAGGACAUUUAAAAGUACAAAGUACACUGCUCCGAGUGACUCUAUGUGGGCAGGAAUGAGCAGGCGACGUGUUCUUUGCUCCACCCGUGUGAUCCGAUAAGCACCUCGCAAGGCUCCAGCUGCUGUGCAGUGACAGUCCGGGUUCCAGCUCUGGGAUCAGAACCAGUUCGGUGAACCGCAGUCCCGGCUUAUCAGCCUGCCAGCAAUCAUCUACAGUAUGUGCUCAUAUCUACUUGUACUGUUGUAACCAAUCAGAAGGUAACUGAUCAAUAAAUGGUACGAGAAAGCUGA
Messenger RNA from Lepisosteus oculatus (spotted gar), 2803 nucleotides. It is a transcript of the gene slc31a1, whose product is annotated as solute carrier family 31 member 1. The record is from RefSeq and is a predicted model, not a curated record. Gene Ontology annotation, molecular function: copper ion transmembrane transporter activity. Gene Ontology annotation, cellular component: plasma membrane. Gene Ontology annotation, biological process: copper ion transmembrane transport. Lineage: Eukaryota; Metazoa; Chordata; Actinopteri; Semionotiformes; Lepisosteidae.